Molecule: messenger RNA, 4966 nt
Organism: Phoenix dactylifera (date palm)
Lineage: Eukaryota; Viridiplantae; Streptophyta; Magnoliopsida; Arecales; Arecaceae
Source: RefSeq, a predicted model, not a curated record
GAGGUGUUUGGUAUUGGGUCAUCAUCAAGAGUAACCAAAACUAAACUUUCUCAUUAAGCAGAUAAAAAAUCAGGUUAUUCUGGGAAUAUAGCAUGGCUUGAAUCAAAUUAAACAGGUUAAAGGGCUAAACAUUGCCACCGUGCCACCCCAAUCAAGCAUUAUUCUGAGAACAAUUUUAGUAAAUCAAGUUAAUUGGGCCAGCCCAAUAAGCUCAAGCUUCAAGCCAGGUUCCGGGUUCCGGGCUUUCGGCCCAGGCCACGCUCUUUUCUUUCUCUCUCUUCCCCACCCCAAGUUCCAAUCAUCAUUUCCCGCGCAAGCGCGAACACGCUCCCCAAGUUUCAAACCUGAGGGAGCGAGGCGGAGAGCAAGGAAGAGAAACGAAGCGCCACCAAGCCACGGCGGCGCCAUGACCACCACCGCCAGAUCAGCCCGAACCCACCACCCAGCUCCGCCGACUCUCACCGCCGACGACAUCGUCCGCCUCGCCGAGGAUCCAUUCGCCACCCUCCCCUCCUCCGCCUCUCCCUCUGCCCUCCUCUCCCUCCUCGACUCCCCCUCCCCCUCUCCCUCCGUUCCCGUCACCACCUACCUCUCCUCCCUCCUCUCCCUCCUCUCCCGAUCCCCUCCACGCGCUUCCCUCCUCUCCUCCCUCCUUCUCUCCUCCCUCCGUCUCUUCCUCUCCUGCCGCCUCCCCCACGGCCCCGACACCGCCCUCGUCUUCCACCUCUUCUCCCCCCUCCUCCCCAACCUCGACCCUUCCGACCUCCCCUCCCUCCUCGACCUCAUCGCCUUCCACCUCUCCGACAUCGCCGACCCCGACGACGCCCAGCCCCUCGACCUCCUCCCCCGCCUCCUCGACCUCGCCAUCGAUGCCUCCGGAGAAGAAUCCAUCGUCCCGAUCCUCGAGAGAUUCCUCGCCACCGAUUGGUCCAAGGCCCUGUUGGUAAAGAUCGUCUCCCUCCUCCGCGAUUUCCCGGCGCUUUCUAGGGUUAGUGUUCUGGAUUUCGUCGAGAAGGUAUUCGGAGGAAUGAAGGCGGUGGACCUCCAGGAUCUGCCGUCCCUUGUCUACCAGCUCCUUCUCCUCGCUUCCAAGGGGAUCAACAAGAGGGCGGUGAUUGGAGGGAUUUUAGGGUUUUUUGGUGGGUCCCUAACGGGGCCGGCUUCGAUUGUGCGGCAGGUGGAGGGGACGGUUUUGAUGCAUGUGAACUUCGCCGUGAAGCAGGACCCUUCCUUGGGGCAGGAGGUGCUGGCCAUUGUUCGAUCCGAUCGUGGUGUGCUUAACCACUUCGCGGUCGCCAUCCUGCUGUCGGUAGCCAGGGUGCGACGAUUCAAUGAGAGGUCUAUUGGUGUUUUGAGGUCAGCGGUGGUGACCUCUCACCGCGACUAUAAGCUCUCAUGGAAUUGCAAGUGGUUGCCUGAUGAUGUGAAAGAGGAAUGCCUGGAGACUGCUAAAUGUGUGGAGAAAGCAUUGAUAAAAGCUGUGAAUGAGAGCAACUAUGGACGGGAGCAUGUUGUACCCAGCACUGUUCAGUUUGGCUUUGUUUUGCUGGAAUCAAUAGAUAGUGGGAGUGGAGAAGUUGGUGGUUCUAGAGGUUUGAUGAGCAUGGAAGAGCUCGGCAUUCAAAUACUAAAGACACUUUUUGAGGUCCAUGACAUGGCAAGAAACGAGAUAAUUGAGCAGUGCAAAUUUCGGAUUCUUUCUUUGAAGCCUCAUGAGAGCAUGCCGAUCAUCAAGUUAUUUGGUCAUCUGGUUCAAAGCUACCCUUACCCUAUGCUAGAUUACAUUGCUCACCUGAAAGAAUUACUGGACUAUUUCUCUUUCAUGAAUGAUGUAACUUCCGUUGCUCUCGUUGAUGCCAUCUUGCCACUGAUCAAGUUCAGCCGCGAUCUCCAGGAUUACGUUGUUUUGGUUGUAAGAAAGGCCAUGUUCAAACGAGAAGAUUCAGUUCGUAUAGCUGCUACUAAUGUUAUCAUUGAAUUAAUUUUAAUGGAAAACAGAUCUAAGAAAGAUGGUAUAAAUUCUUUACAAGAGUCAUCCAGCCAAGCAAGUUGCAGCCAGCAAGCUAUAUCCUGUGGGCUGGGCAGAGGUCUCUUUCAAGAACUCAGUGGAUUGCUUCAGAGAUGUCUUUCACAACAGGCUAGAGUUAAAGAAAUCAUGUACCAUGGUCUCAUUAAACUUGUUGUGUUAGACCCGUUUGUUCCUACCUCUGUCUUGGAUUUUCUCUGGCCUCACUUUCUUCACUUUUACAAAGAGGAUGCAGACUCUCCCCUUAGAGUUGAUGCAUGCUUUAAGUUGGAGAGUGGAAAAAUUUGUCUGGUAGAACCUUUGGACUAUCUUUUAUCGUGUGUCUCUUGGAUUCUUCUUCUUCAGCCACAUGAUAAAUCUGACCAUCCAUCAGAGUAUUCUUGGCCAUGUUUUGACUUCUCCCCUUCACAAGAGAAUGAGGUUGCAAGGACAUCAUCUGGUGAGCUGUUCUCAAAUGCAUUAUCAAAGAUCCGGAGAUCUCUAAGAAAAUGCACUUUAGAUGAUGGUGAAGGCCAGAGUGAAGAUACUUCUCUUCCAUCACAAGGUGGGAAAACUUGUUUUCGUGGUUGGAUUUUGCUUGGAAUUAUUGAGGUGUUCGUUAAUGUUGUUGCUUCAGAGUUAGAGAAAGCAGCUGAUGAAGAAAAGAUAGUGCUUGAAAAAGAAAUAAUGGAGCUUGUUAGUUCAUAUGAUUUUCUAGAAAAAGAAUCAAUCAUGAAUAAACAGAGGAGUGGCAACCGGAAAGGAUCUUCGAGAUAUAUCCAAGACAAGGCUAACAGUGAGUCCAAAGAGUACCCACAUGUUUCCCUCCAAAAAUUAUCUCAAGCAAGGAGACCUUUCUUUGCAACCUCAAAUAUCCAUCAGCUUCUAGUGACUGCACUUAAGUCAGGCAAUGCUGAUUAUCCUGACAAACACACUGCUUCUCAGAAUCAUAGUCAAUCAUCUUCGUGCAAGACAUGGGACCAGUGUCUGAAGCUAAUAUCAUUUGCUUUAAAGGCUUGUCUUCAUCAUUUACAAUCAAUCAGUUUGAUGAAAACUGGAUCAAAUAAUGAUCCAUUGAAAACUUUAUUCCAUGGAGAUGUUAAACAGCUGGGACAACUUAUAAUGCAGCUGGUAUGGCUGCUUAAGUCUGGCCUAAAACUAGAAAAAGAUCCUAAAAAGAUAGAAGGCAAACGGAAGACAAACAUAGAAAAUAAAGGAGACCAACUCUUACUAUCAUUGUUAUGCUUGAAUGAGUUGUUCAAGCUAAAUUCAUCUGGGGUUCAUUUUGCUCAAUUGAUUGAGGAUAUGCUUAUCCUGCAAGCACCAGAGUUGGAUUCCGAAACUACAAUAGAUACUGCUCAGGGUAUUGACAAUGGGCAAGGCUCAAUGCCGGAGGAUAAGUUCUUGAGAAGACUCCAUUUGUUUUUAGAGAAAAUAAUAAAGCCACUGUAUUCAGAGCUUCUUGCUCUUUCACUUUUCCAUGAAUCUGAGGUUCUAGCUGAAUUGAUAGUGAUCAUGGAGAAGAAAUUGCCACGUCAACAGAAGACCUAUCAUGGAAACUGGGCUGGGGGCAUCUGUAGGAGCAGCAGUAUAGAGAACCCCAAUGCUGCACGAAGUGUAGCGGGACUCGCCAUUUAUCUGAUGCCUGCUCCAAAUGACCUGAUUGUUGCUCAUGACAUGGCAUUAGAGCUGUUGAAAGUUAUGGGAUCUGAAGAUAAAGAUCCAGAGGAGAUAUCUGAAACAUUUCCCAUUAUUAAUCAUUCAACAAAAAAUGCAAUUUCUGCUAUGCUUAUACAAGUGGUUGAAUGUUGCAUGGUUGAAUUGGACUGGUCUGUAUCAAAACUUAAGGCAAUCUCCAUUGUCAAUCUUGAAUUCAUUGGCCUGAAAAAGAAGCACCAAUUUGGUGAAAGGCUACCUGGACUAAAAUUGGAAGAAGCAUUGCACUCCAGGUCAGAAGCACUGGCAUAUCUCUUGUCCUCUUUUCUGGAGAUGAACCUUAAGGACUCUCAAGCAGAGCAUUUACUGAAGGUAACUGCAAGAUUUUACAAGCUUUUGGCUCGCAUGACAAAACUCUGCAUUGCUCCUAAAGGUUGCAAGCAACUCUUACCUAGCCGCAAGUUUCAGAAGCUAGCAGAAGUGACUUGCUCAAGGCUCACCAGUCCUUUAUACAAUUUUGUUGCUCUUGUGCAAAGGAACCAGCAAGAGAAUGCUCAGAGGAGGGGAAUCAUUAGCAAGAUCAAAAGGGAGAAUAGAUGUAUUCCUGAUUUGAUAUUCCAAAUUGAGGACUAUGAGAAAUAUCUCAUUCAACUCAGCAAGCUGACUAAAGUCAACUUGUUGAGGCAUGCCAAGCGCAGCACAGCAAGGGAUUUUAAGAUCAUAGAGAUGAAGAAGCUUGCCAUUGAGGGAGAGGCAUCUGAACAUGAUCCCAGCCAGGCCAAUUCUACAUCAUCUGAGAAUGAAUCAAGUGAGGAAUCUGUAGGACCAGAUGAGGAAAAUGCGUCUGAGAAGGUUGCAUCCCCGGAGUCCGGUGGCGGUACUCCUGAUGAACAUUCCGAGACUGAUAAGGAAGAUCAAGAGAUGGGGUUAAGAAGGAAGAGGGCUAAAAUGAGUAGGAUUGUGGAAGACUCUGAUGAAGAAACAUAGGGACGAGGUUUAAAUUAUUGGGAGUGUACCAACCAAGAAAAAGAAUCUCUGCUUAUUGAGCAGAGGUUGUUAUCAUUGGUGUCAUCCGCGGCUCACCAACUGGCAAAUUUCUUAUGGAUCGCCCCUUGUAAAAUUAUCUCUAUGAUGUUCUUACCAACUCGAGAAUGAAAGAAAGUUUGAUAUUUAUUGCAUUGGCCAUGCAACAGGUUGUGCGAAAUAGGGGAAACUGGCACCUGUUCUUGUGUGAUGUGCAUGUGGCUGUGCAUCUUACACUUCUCGAUAUAUAAUGCAUAGCUAUUUUUACAUUGAAUUAUUAAA